AUGGAGGAGCGCUCUCUUGCUUUCGAGAUUGAAUCGGCAGGAGAAGAGUGCUUCAAGGGCAAGAAAGGCGGGUUCAGAGCCCUCCCCUUCAUCUUCUCAAAUGAGAUGCUGGAGAAAGUAGCUGGAUUCGGGCUCAACACCAACAUGAUCACGUACCUGACCGACAAGUACCACCUCAGCACCGUCACCUCCCAAACGAUGCUGUUCGUGUGGGGCGCCAUCUCCAACUUCGCGCCCAUCCCUGGCGCCAUCGUCGCCGACAUGUACCUCGGCCGGUUCAUGGCCGUCGGGCUAGGCUCCGUCGCGUGCCUGAUUGGGAUGGUCUUCCUAUGGCUGACCGCCACGGUCCCUGGAGCGCGUCCGCCUGAGUGCAACAGCGGCGACCAGUGCGCGCCGCCGGGGACGCGGCACCUCGCGUGGCUACUCGCCGGCUUCGCAUUCCUGUCCCUCGGCGCCGGCGGCGUCCGGCCGUGCUCGAUGGCGUUCGGAGCGGACCAGUUCUCGAGGCACCCCAAGCAGCGUCGGCUCAGGAUCCUGCAGGCCUACUUCAACGCCUACUACGCGUCCAUCGGCGUGGCGUUCACGGUCGCCGUCACGGCCAUCGUCUACCUGCAGGACAACGUCAGCUGGAACGUCGGGUUCGCCGUCCCGAUGGGCCUCAUGCUGCUCUCCACGGUCAGCUUCUUCCUGGGAUCGAGCCUUUACAUCAAGGAGAAGGGCAAGAGGCAGAUGUUCGCCGGGAUAGGCUCCGCCGUCAGCGCGGCGAUCAGGAACCGCAGGGCGCGGCUGCCGGACAAGACCGUCGAUGGCGUGUACCAUCACCUCAAGGACUGCAAGCUCGCUGUCCCCACGGACAAGCUGAGGUUCUUGAACAAGGCGUGCUUGCUCCGUGGCACCAAGGAGGACGCGCUCUGCAACGGCUCGGACGCGGCGGCCUCCGAGCGGCACGGCCACGACGGGAAGAGGCCCUGCACGGUGGACCAGGUGGAGCAGCUCAAGUCGGCGAUCCGCGUCCUGCCGAUCUGGUCUUCCACCAUCUUCCUCGCCCUGGCCUUGAACCAGAGCUUCGCCGUGAAGCAGGCCGAUACUAUGGACCGCAGCGUCGGCGCGGGCCGGUUCCGCGUUCCCAGCGGCUCCCUGGCUGUCUUCAACAUGGCCACCAUGUCGCUGUGGUCGGCCAGCUACGACAGGUGGGUCGAGCCGGCACUGCAGCGCUACACGGGCAACCAGCGCGGGCUCACCAUGAAGCAGCGCAUCGGUGGGGGCCUGCUCCUCGCCACCGCGUCGACGGCUGUCUCCGCGGUAGUGGAGGGCGUGCGGCGGCGGCGGGCGCUGCGCGGGGUCACCAUCUCGGCGUUCUGGCUGGUGCCGCAGUUCGCGCUUGCGGGGCUCGCCGAGGCGUUCGGCAUCAUCGGGGAGAUCGAGUUCUUCUACACCGAGCUGCCCAAGAGCAUGGCCAGCUUCAGCAUGUCGCUGCUGUACAUGGCCUUCGGAGUGGGCAACCUGGCCGGCGCCCUCAUCGUGAAGGCGGUCCAGGUGGCGAGCAGGCGAGGGGGAAGAACGGGCUGGCUCGUCGACAACUUGAACGUCGGGCACUACGACUACUACUACUGGCUGCUCACGGGCUACGGCGUGGCGAACUUCGUGUACUUCGCUUGGUGCUGCUGGGUGUAUGGCGAGGAGGGGAAGAACGUGGAGUGGGAAGAGGACGACAACACGGAGCAGCCCUAG
Miscanthus lutarioriparius is the source of this 1731-nucleotide messenger RNA. NCBI's taxonomy places the organism in Eukaryota, Viridiplantae, Streptophyta, Magnoliopsida, Poales, Poaceae. The record is from the annotation of a GenBank genome assembly.